This is a messenger RNA of Stomoxys calcitrans (stable fly), 405 nucleotides long. RefSeq lists its product as uncharacterized. The record is from RefSeq and is a predicted model, not a curated record. The coding region runs from base 1 to 405 and encodes 134 amino acids. NCBI's taxonomy places the organism in Eukaryota, Metazoa, Arthropoda, Insecta, Diptera, Muscidae. The transcript has 3 exons.
AUGUCCGGCAAUCCUUUGGUCAAAAAAUUUGUUCAAAUCACAGAAGAAUCUCUGCCUCCUGUAUAUGCCCAAUUUAUAGUUGGUAACAAUUCCUAUGUUUUAAUGCAGCAGGAUAUACGUAAAAUUGAAGAUACACGUUUCUUAGCCGUUAGCAAAUUGCUUCCAAAUGGGGAUUUUAUGCCAAUUGAUGGCGCUGCAGUUGACUUAUUACUGCAGCUUAUGAGAAUGAGAAAUUUGAAUAUAAUCCUUAAUCAUGAUGAACCAAUGGAUGUAUCACCACCUUCAAAGUAUUGCAUAGAACAACAAUUGAAAUGGGAUAAAUGUACCAACACUUCGUUUCCCAGAUGGUUUCUGCUGUAUCCUCUGGACAAUAGUAGCGGGAAAGAUGUUGUUUCCACAUCAUAA